Penicillium arizonense is the source of this 1374-nucleotide messenger RNA. RefSeq lists its product as uncharacterized. The record is from RefSeq and is a predicted model, not a curated record. Bases 1 to 1374 code for a protein of 457 amino acids. Gene Ontology annotation, molecular function: protein kinase activity; ATP binding. The transcript is spliced from 4 exons. Gene Ontology annotation, biological process: protein phosphorylation. NCBI's taxonomy places the organism in Eukaryota, Fungi, Ascomycota, Eurotiomycetes, Eurotiales, Aspergillaceae.
AUGUCAAUUUACCUCUGGCACUGUUACUCGGCUGCAAGGGCUACCUGGAAGUUACUUGUUGAAGGCGCAUCCAAGAUCUUUUCUGGUAUAUUUCCGCUAUUUUUCAAAACCUUCUCAUCCAAUCCUUAUAAGCCGAAUGAUCUUGAGUCCAAUGAUACUGUCGACGCUACCUCGAGAACUCUGGACUACGUGGCCUAUACCCUACGGCCAACAUUUCAGUCUGAUCUGAAAACAGUGGGAAUAGGAGCUUCUGGUCAAGUCUACGAGGUAGAUGAGGAGAUAGUUCUCAAGAGUUGUCGCAUUUUCGAACAACCAGGGAGCGACGCCUCUGACAACGACCGAUACCACUACGCCUCAGACACUAUUUUUCUCUCGAGCUUGUUACAGGAUGAACGAGUCGUUCUACGGCUACUGCAAAAAUGGCCACAUCCUCACAUUAUCGAAGCUAUCGACACUGAUCAAGUCGAGGGUAUAUUCCUUCGCAGGUAUCAGACGUUGCCGGAGGGUGCGAUAACCACGCAACCUACUCGAAUUAGGUGGUAUUGUGAGAUUACUGACGCGCUUUGCCAUAUCCACAAACUUGGAAUUGCUCAUGCGGAUAUAAGGAUUGACAAUAUCCUCUUUGAUAGCCGGGGCUCUGCUAUUCUUUGUGAUUUCAGUGCCGCCAGUCCAUUCGGUCAACCCAAUAUCGUUAUCUUGGACCUUCCACUUCCAGUGAACGGACCUUCGCCAAGUCUUUCCGAGGCAACUGAUAUGUUCGCAAUGGGCUCGCUUCUAUUCCAGGUUGAGCAUGGAAUCAAACCUGAAAUUUCUGUUGACAGAGAUGGGGAAUUGAUUUUGCCUGAAAUACAGACCAGUCAUCAAGGCAUCGAUGUGAUUAUUCGAAACGCUUGGCUUGGACACUACAGCCGCACCUCGGAGAUGCUAGAGAGCCUUCGUUCACUCGACAGUCAGAUUAGCCAAGGUGUUCUUGAUACCCAAAAUACCCAAACCCACCCAGAACCAAUUGCUGUUUUGAAAGAGCGAAUCAGAAGAUGGAGAGAAAGCCGCGAGAUCAAUAAUGGAUGUGUCCUUGAUGGUAUGCUCUCAGAAGGGCAGCUACAAGUGCUAGCUGAUUCCUAUGGCUUGGACAAAGAUGCAGAGUCACGUUUCGCUAGCUAUGAUGUGCCUUCGCAGCUAUAUGUCUCCAAGAGCAAGGGGUGGCCUGAAUUCCUGAAGAUUUUUGAAGUCAAUGAUGAAGCUCACGACGUAGGCGCACGGAGACCUACAAGAUAUGAGCCUAGUGGCCGUUGGAAGCUCCCCGGCACCUGGAGCAUUUGUCUCGACGGUUAUGGGAACUUCCCAUUGGCACCUCAGGCCAUGGUUGCGGCGUAG